AGUUCCCCCCGAUUACGAUUCUCUUUUUUUUCAGAUCACAAAACCAUCCAGAACCACCUACCCGUACCCCCACUACGCAUCAGAACAUCAGGCCCAACAUCUCUAACAAUUUUCGUAGAACCGAGCACAUCAAUAUUGCGAACUGUUUAUGGAUUUUUACCUUUUUUCGUUUAUGAAAUCCGAAUCCCCAUGAUAGCAUGAAUUCCGGGGAGGUGGAAAGCCCAGGGAACCGGGCGAGUACCCACUCGGUGGUCUCUUCGGCAAGCAGCCAGGGCGGGGAGAACGCAAGAAGGAGCAUUCUGAAAAGCUCCUCUUCCCCGACUGCAGGCAAACAGAUCGGAACAGUGCUGCCACCAGUGGUCCCCGCUGAUACGAGGCCAUCACUGGGCAGACGGGACUCCAGAGGGAUUCCCAUCACGGAGAAGAAAAACCACGCUAUCGGCUUUCACGAGUCCGCUACGGGGGAAGUGGUGGCAGACGUAAUCGAGGUAGAGGAGUUCAAGACAACCAACACGACCGUGUCAGGCGGUUGCUGUGGCCUCUUUGCACGCGGUUGACAAUUGUAAACUACAUAUAGAUAGAUACAUAGUUUUUUUGAUAUAGAAGUACUUCGCAUAGUGCUGCGCUUUGUCUCUAGUCCUAAUACACAUAGUGCAUUCAUUCUUCAUCUCCGAUUUUGAAAAUUUUAUUUUGGGAAAAAACCUCUAUAACUCUAGUAGUCGUGUCACGUAAGAAGCAAAACUAUAACUAUGCCAUCUGCACCAACUCCGAACCGCUCGACCUCGCCGUCGGAGCGACGCCGGAGCGCGGCGGAGCACCGCGCGCGUAACCAUCGAAGAAGUGCGGCCCCUGCUGGCCAAAGCAUCUACUCCGCACACCUGCCCGUUGUUCUUGUGCAAAGUCCCUACAAUACGACCAAUCGCUCCCAAUACGGACCGCUCCUGUUUAACCCCGAAGAGGUUCACGAGCCUGUGGGCCGAGGUAGCACGGAUGAAGAGCAAGACCCGCCAUUCCCGGUGCGCACGCGCAGGCGCAGUCGCGGCUCCAUGCAGGCGCUGGGUGGUGUACAGCCAGCACCUGAGGAGGACUCGCAAUCUCCAGACGCGCCGCGCCGUGACUCCAUGCAGACGUUGGAAGGCCAGUCCGCACUGAUUCAAAUGUCUGGCAGCUCGGGGGAGGAAAAUCAAAAUGCGCACCGGAGCUCGCUGCUCGGAAUUGGGGACCAAGACCCACCUUUGGCUCGGUUGAACUCUUCGGACGAUGAAGGGAAGAAAAGUUCUUUCGUCGCAAGUACGCCGGAGCAAGGAAUGGAUAGUGAUAUUCCUGUUCCGUCACCCGGUGCUACGCAGACUGGCAUACUGGCGGGCGAGGAAGUGUCCAGCCCUGCAGCGGGGAAAAGAAGCUCCAUGGCAGCUUUAGGGACUGGGGACGCGGAGCAGACGGGCGUCAUGAUGUCUAAUCCGGGCACUCCGGAAGAUGGCACGACUCCACGGCUAGCGGGGAACAAGUCGGCUGAACUGACGUUGACUGAAAGGUUGAAGCUACCACAACUUGCCUCGAUGGAUACUCUUGCGGGAAAUAAUAUCGAGGGAGCGAAUACACACACGCAAGACAUGAUUGCGGUAGCAUACACAGACCAAACGAUCGCUGCACCACCGACAGGUGCUGAAACGACUGUAGCGGCAUUGGAUAAACCGUCUGCUAUCACGACCGAAGAACAACCAGUCAUCUGGCAGCGACAGGGGCGACGUCGGGAAGAACCACAACCACAAAUAGUUGCAGAAGUAGCUGCUGCUCCAGCAGUUGUAACUGUCCAGCAACAUCAGGGCGAUGCAGCCAACAUUACGGUCGAGAAAGAGGGAGAGAACAACAAGAAGGAAGAACAGGUCGCUCAAAAAGUGGAACAAGGCAAACAAAUCGCAGCAGCCAUGGCUCCAAGUGGUCCAACUGUAACUUUGGCCGCUACCAUAUCUGCAGCCCAUGAUCAUCAAGAAACUUUCCUACAGCGCGAAGAUGACCUCGAAGUGGCGGAGGCGCAGCGUGACGAGUUACUUGCCGAGGCCGCGGCAGUGGAGGCGAAGGCGGAGAAUAAUGCCCUUGCCGUAGAGCAACAGCUGACGGCGCAGAAACGAGAGGUCGAGAAGAUGCGCGCGGAGGCAAAGCGGAUUUUGGCCGCGGCACAGGCGGAGAGGGACGAACUUCUCGCCAACGCCGAGGCCGAGGUGGCGCAUUUGCAGCUGAAGGCCGAGGAGCAGAAGCGGCACUUGGAUGCGCAGGAGGAGGAGCUAAAGCGCGUGGACGAGGACCGUGCGGCGGACAAGGAGAAAUUUGUGCAGGAAGCGAAAAAAGUCCUGGUUCAAGCGGAGAAGGAGCGGGAGAAGAUCCUGCAAGACGCUUGUUCCACGGCGGAAGACAUUCAGAACCUGUUCUUCGAGGCGGAUAUCGGCCAGGAAUUUUUGAACCUGUUGAAGGACUUGCGGCAACUGAGUCACAGUCUGGCCGCGGAACUCCCCGUGCUCGGGGUGGGCUUGACCGCGCACGAUCAAAUGAUUUCGCAGAACGCGAUUGCAACCUCGUCGAGCAGCAACUCUGAGGCGGAUGAAGUAGAUCAGGAGCAAAUGGGAGGCGUCACCUCGGACGAGGAGGUGGACCCAACUGCUGCGAAAAACCCCGCUAUUAGUAGAGAGGGAGACGCAGUCAUGAAAAACGCGCCGGAACAAGAGGAUCAGGAGCAAGACCAAUCUUCCACGAUUCCAAUUUUGACAAAAAUCGAAUCCGCGGAGCAAGCGGCCGAGCUGCUGCUCCCGAGCCGCACUGACUUGUCGAAAAUCUGCGAGCAAAUCGACCUGUUGCUGCUGCAAGCGCGGGAAAUCCAUACGGCGGGCGGGUUACAGAAGGUUUUAGCCAUUGUCGCGUCAAGCCAGAAGAUGUUCGAUGCGCAGAGAAAGGCGGAGCUCGAUCGAGCUAAGGAGGACGAAACUUCCACGGACGAAAGUGCGAGUGGACAUGUGACUGCUGCUGGUUUAUUUCCAGUUGCAAAAAGGCGGUCCACGAAUACGCAGAUGGAAGUUGAAGAGCGGGAACGGAAAAUUGCUCUUUUACAGGAGGAAAACGAGGACUUAAAGGACAAGUUGGAGCGACUAGCGCACGAACUAGCAGAAAAGGAGACGGAGUUGAAUGACCCACUGAGACUCGCGGACCGCCAGAAACGAGCUUCGCGGGGGAAAACUGGUUCUCGAUCUGGUGAUGCUGUUGUGCAGGCUGUACUACCAUCGGCCGCUGCCGUUGCUGACUGCGAUGCUGCUUCCGCCCUUGCUGCUCUCGAUCUCGCUCAGAAUGACGCCGGUGCUCCUGCAACGCAAACUGCGUCCGCCGAGGCUCUUGCUGCAAUUGAUGGAUCCUCUACUACCAAUGCAAAUGCUACAGCCGAGCAGCGAACUCAGUCCAUGCCAACGACAACAUGGCAACAAGACGGCGCUUACGUGCAGCUUCCAACAAUGACACUGACCGAGCUUGCUGCGAAGACUGCGGCGGUGUUUCAGAAAGAAGAGAAACUGCGCCAGAAGGAACGGCAGCUCGCCGAAAGAGCGCUCUCUCUGUCCGAAGAGGCGAAGCUGCUGGAGCAGGGCACGCAGGAGCUGGAACAGUUACAGGAGGAGUUGCACGUGCGGGAAGAGGCUCUGAUCGAAAGGGAGCAAGAGGGAAACAACCUGAUGGACGCGGUGUUGAACGAAGCGAAGGGAUUCGUGCCCCCCGACGCGCACCACGACGUGUCCGUGGAAGCGAAGCAACUGCGCGAAGAACUUGUGCAGGUGCAAAUCCUGCGCGCGAACGAGAAGGAGAUGGUGCUAGCCACCAAGCGGCACAUCGACCAAAAGUACGCAGCGCAGUUGGAGUUGCAGGUGGCGAAAAGCAAAAGUCGGGAUCUGGUGGACAAACUGACGGACGCGGACAUCGCGAAAUUGACGGCGCAAAAAGAGUUGGAAAGCGUGAGGGCGAUGCUGGACCAGACCGAAAAGAGCAAGAACGCGCUGGUGUCGGAGCUUCAACUCGUGGAGGAAAAGCUGGAGAUUGCGCAGUCUGCGGUGCAAAAUGCGCAAGCUGACAUCGAGAAGCUGCUGGCGGAAGUGAAGGAGCUUGAAACCGUGAAACAAACCCUGCAGGAAGAUUUGAGGCAAAGUCGAUCUGACCAAGCGGAGCAGGAACGAAAGAGAGCAGAAGUUGUGGAAGAAAAGUUGCUCGCGGAGCAAAAGUUGGAAGACUUGGAAAAACAGCACGGAAAAAUCCAGCAAGAGCAGGCGCAGCUAGUUGAGGCAAAGUUGUACCUGGAAAAAUUGCACGAAGAAAGAAAAAUGGAAAAGGAAGAGCUGGAAACGGAGUUGGGGCGUGUGAAGGAUGUCAUGAAAAACACGGAGGUAGCAGCCAUAGCCGACAGCGACGGGGAGAGAGCAAAAUUGAAGCAGCAGUUGGAAGAUUUGCGGGCGAAACACGCAAAAGCGCAGGAGGAGCUGGCCUUGCACGUGGAAGAGAAAAACCAGAAAAACGCCGACAUGCUGAACCACCUGGCGGACAUGCACGACUUGCACGCGGAGGCGCAGGGCAGUCUAGACACAGAGUUGCAGUCCAGCAAAGCGAACGAGGCGUUGCUGUUGCAGAAAAUUGCGGAUCUGGAAGCGGAAAAGAACGAUUUGCAACUGGCUCUGCACACCACACAGCUCGUGUCCUCCGGCGGCCGCGGGAUCGGUCGUGCGGCUGGCGACGCCGGUGGUGGUGAAGAUGUUGAAAGCCCACGACCGCCCGGUGCGACUGUGGCUGCACUGCCGCGUCACGCGAGCGAGGGAGAGGCGAGAGAGGAGGACUUUGGUACAGAAAACGCGUCCGGCGCUAUCGAUUUGCAAGAGGCUGUUGGUUCUCAGUUUCGUCUUCCGGCUGCGAAAGUGGUGGCAACGGACGGGGAGAAGGCUGCGCCGGUAGUCGGUCCGCUCGUGAUUGAGGAGGGGAUGCAGGACGAAAGUGGCGAAGAACAGGAAAUAGACGGAGGCCAACAUGUUGAGCAAGGGUCAGACUUAGAUCCGCUUCCGCCUAUGAAAGAAAUCGAUACACAAGAAGAAAGUGGACAAAAAGGAGCGCCCAAGGCUCCCUCGCAUGCGUCGCCGUUCCCGGCAGCCUCCGAUGCUGAGGAUCCAGAUUCCGCUGCUGGAAAAAGAGAACACGCACCUACUUCGAGUGACCAGGGCAUCUCUGCCCUUCCAGAGGAAAAUAAAAUCGACACAAUUUUGGACAACGCCGACACUGUCGCAGACAACGGAACCAACGACAAGAGUCAAGACAUCAGUGCGGACAACACGAUCGCGUUGGAUACAGAUACUACUAAAGUCCGGUCUCUCGUCAAAGACCACCACAUGCGGACCUCCCGCGUCGCCCUCCCGUCCCCGCCCCGCGGCCGGCGCAACUUGCGACCGCUGGCCGCCGCGCGGAGGCGCGGCGAGGCAGCUGAAGCGGAGGAGCAGGGCGCGAUGGGAGCUUUGGUGGACGACACGGUGCGGCUCAUGAAGGAGAUGCACGUCACGGAAGCCUUUAGCGGACUGAAUCUAACCGCCGUAACGGCCAUGGUGAAUGACAACGUCGCCAAGGUGAACGAAAUUCUCGAGCCCAUGGAGAUAGUCGCUUUCGACGAAGACGACCUCGGACACCCCGACAGUACUAGAGACAAAAACGGCAACUACACGCGGUCCUCUGGAGGUGGUAUCAAGCGGUACGAUCGAAUGGCUUCUUCGAAAGAUGACGACUCGAGUUCCGCCGGUUCUGCUGCGGGGAACCGUGAUGGCGGAAAGAAGGAAGAAGAGGAGGAAAAAAGCCUUUUUUCGCUAGUUGGCGACUUUGCUUUUGACGUUGGAGCGGCGGUAGGCGAGUACGCCGGAGAGACAAUGACGGCGCCGACGAACAAAGGUGAGAUGAAUGUUUCGAAAGAUUCCACCACAACGAAAAAUGUGGCGUCGCUCAUCCCAUUUCACGGGGAGAACAUUGUCAAGCUCGAAAAGAAGAGCAGUAACCCGCAAACAACUGGGCCUGUGGUGGUGCUAUCCGCGUUGCCGUCGUUCUUGGAAAUGGACCGAGACAACAAGGAGAUGCCGGAUCUGCCAGCAGGCGCUGCUGCGCAUUCAGAAGAACAGGGGGCCCUGUUUUCUACUAUUCAGUUUUUAGAGCAACCGACGCCUACAGAUGAUGCCCCAGGAGUGGGAACGAGAACAGGAACACCGCCCCCGGGGGCGGCGGGUGGCGCCGACGCAGCUGCAUCCGCGGCCGCUCAACCCGCCGCAACGAGGCGGAGUCUCGCAAAUGCAGUAGAUGAAGACAUUUCAGCGCGCGGCACAACCGGGAGUGGUGGCACGGGCGCGCGGCGGAUUUUGGCGCAGGGUUUGAACAAUAGUAACCGACCGAGUUUGAGCCUCCCGCUCAACCAGCGCACCGGUCAUCGCAGAUCGCAAACUUUUAGAAUUCCGAGCAGCAGCACCAAUUUGUAGUAAGUACGCAUUUAUCAUUGUUCAUCUCCCGACAUGGAGUAGGAGUAGGAGUACGCGCACGCAGUUAGUAAGUACGCAUUUUUUGUUCUUCCUGAGUACAAAUUCUGCCGAAGAUAAUGGCACGGCAUAACGCAUUAGAUUUUGUUUAUUUCGUACAAGCGAAGUUCAGAGUG
Messenger RNA from Amoebophrya sp. A120, 6697 nucleotides. The record is from the annotation of a GenBank genome assembly. NCBI's taxonomy places the organism in Eukaryota, Dinophyceae, Syndiniales, Amoebophryaceae.